Molecule: messenger RNA, 2867 nt
Organism: Lacerta agilis (Sand lizard)
Lineage: Eukaryota; Metazoa; Chordata; Lepidosauria; Squamata; Lacertidae
Gene: PAQR7
Product: progestin and adipoQ receptor family member 7
Exons: 2
Coding region: 169-1227 (352 amino acids)
Biological process (GO): response to steroid hormone
Cellular component (GO): plasma membrane
Molecular function (GO): steroid binding; nuclear steroid receptor activity
Source: RefSeq, a predicted model, not a curated record
UCUCGGGGAGAGACGACUGUUGCCGCAGAGGGGCGGCCUUGCCCGGCUAGGCUGGGUCGGCGCCUCUCUCUUUUUGCUCUUCCUUCGGCGCUUUCAGACGAGCAUCCUGAGGAAGAAGCUGCUGGCGAUCGGGGUUGUUUUGCUCUGCAGGGCCUGCCCAUUCCUGCCAUGGCAACGAUCGUGUCCGAAAAGCUCAGCCGCCUCUUCAUCAAUGCCCAGCACUUCUGGAAAGUCCCUCUGCUGCUGGAGGAGGCCCUCCCCUCAGCCUCCUGCACGGUGGAGGCAUCGGACGUGCCCCGGCUUUUCCAGAAGCCCUACAUCCAUGCUGGCUACCGGCCCCUCAACAAGACCUGGAAGUACUACUUCCUCUCGCUUUUCCAGCGGCACAACGAGGCCAUCAAUGUCUGGACGCACCUGGUGGCCGCCUUGGUCCUGGUGGUGAGGUUCUGGCGGCUCUCACAGGCAGUGGACUUCCUUGGUGACCCUCACACGCAGCCCCUCUUCGUCAUCGCCGCCUCUUCAGUCAUCUACACAACCUUCAGCACCCUGGCACACCUCCUGCAGGCCAAGUCUGAGUUCUGGCACUGUGCGUUUUUCUUCCUAGACUACGUGGGCGUAGCCACAUACCAGUACAGCAGUGCUUUGGUGCAUUACUACUACGCUAUUGAGCCAGAGUGGCACGCAAGGGUUGCGGGCUUCUACAUCCCGGGAGCCAUUUUGCUUGCGUGGCUCUCAUGUGCUGGCUCCUGCUACGCCAAAUACAGGAGCCCUCACCUCUCUUCCCUAGGGGGCAGGCUCUGCCAGGAAAUGCCCUCUGCCCUGGCGUACGCUUUGGACAUCAGCCCGGUGCUUCACCGCAUCUAUGUCUCCCCUUCCUCCGGACUCACAGACGUGGCUGUUUUAUACCACAAGUGCCACGUCCUCUUUUUUCUGAUUGCGGCCUUCUUCUUUGCCUACCCCUACCCCGAAAAGUGGUUUCCCGGGAAGUGCCACUUUGUGGGCCAGGGGCACCAGAUCUUCCACGUCUUCCUGAUGCUUUGCACCCUCACCCAGGUGGAGGCGGUGCUUCUGGAUUAUGAAACGAGGCGGCCCAUCUACUCACGGCUCCACGGCGACCUGGCUCCACUUUUUUCUUUGCUAUGCCUUUUGGUGGCGUCCGGCUGCUUCUUUAUGGCCCUCCACAUGACUGCCAGAGUGCAGCGCAAACUGCAUCAGAAAGAGGAGUGAGAAGGACAGAGUGGAGGAAUAGAGGGUGGGUGGGUUUUGGUCUGCCAGUUUCCUUGUUCUCGCUUUGGGUGUGCCCGUGUCACUGUAAUUCAGGGGACUGGAGAUUUUUGCCUGGCACAGCUGGUGUUUCUUCCUAUGGUUAAGAGCACGUCGCUUGCUCACUUCUGGGUUGCUUACUACAUCCGAGCAGCAGCAAGGGUGUGUCAGAUAUUGCACCAGAAAGGAAGUGACAUGAGCACAGCCAUCUUGUGGGAGGAAGAGGCCUGUUUCCUGGAUGCAACAGGACUUUCCAGGAGGUGGUUCUGUUUCCCCCUGCCUUCCCUUUGAGAGAGACAGUUAAUCAUACACUUAAUAUGUCUUCCCUUCUGGUCUUCUCAAUGGUGGAAGAGUUCCAGGAGAGAUGGACGAAGGCUAGCACCAGGUCCAUACCUGACUAGGUGGGAGGGUCCUUCAAGCAUCAACGGCCUCUGGGCACAUGCCAACUUUGCUCCAUGCCAAAGUCAUCCCUCGAUGCUCUUUCGGCAUGCCUGACCUAUGCAGUCACAGACUCCCUAGUGCAUCUCCACAGCUGCUGGGGGAAGGGACCCUAGCAAGGUUGGGUCAGACUGUGGUGCCUUUACAGCUUGCCUUCUGGCUUUCCACAAGGUAGGGGUUUCCCAGAGAAAAGUAACAUUCCUGUUGGGUGCAGCAACAACCAUCCAGCUAGUUGGGAAGCUGCCAUGUGUACGUGCCUUAAGGAGUGGAACCCCAUAACCCUUUGGAUGGGAUAAAGCCGAAUUGUAAUAUUUGGAGUAAAACUCACCCUAGUAAUUUAGGUGAAUGUGAUGCACCCAGGGGAAAAUGAGUGUCUUGUAUGUGUUUGUCUAGAGUAGGGCUGGCUUUUGUGGCUGGCUUUUAAAAGUAAAAUGAACACAUACACACACACACACACACACACACACACACACUUGUUAGGCCAAAGGACCAAUUAAAGCAGGGAGAUGGGGACCCUUUUUCAUCUUGAAGCUGGAAUUCCUUUCUGGGCAACCUUCCAGGGACGGAGACAAAAGUGGGCAUCCUUUGUACAGGAUGCUAAUUCCUAAACACCCACAACCCUCUGUCCUCCAUCCUCCAUCCAGGCAAGCAAAGAGGCGUUAUCAGAGUUCAAUGACAUGUUUCAGCCAACCAAAGAGACUCAAGGAGGAUGCAAAGCUCAGCUGGCGAUGGGUGUAGCUUAGGAGUACAUAUGGCCUGGUGACAGUCCAGUUCCUGCUGGAGACAUUCCCCAUCCCUGAUCUAAAGCAACAUUCUGUCUUCAGCAGGAACACAGGAAGCUGCCAUACCAGCCCAGGCCAUGUGACCAUCUACCCCAGCAUUUACUCUGACUGGCAGCUGCUCCUUUUCACUGGAGGCAGCCAGGAUUCGACCUGGGCCCUACUGCCCUCUGCUCUGCCGCUGAGCACAUGUUCCAUCCCCAGCCAGAGAUCCCUGUAAAGCUCUUUGGUAGGGUGUUUUGGGGAUAGCACUUCCCUGAACAUCAGGGUGUACUUUGCCUGGAAGUGCCAGCUCAGUUGGUGGAGCAUGAGACUCUUAAUCCCAGGGCUGUGGGUUCGAGCUCCACGUUGGGCAAAAAGAUUCCUGCAUUGCAGGGGGGUUGGACU